Molecule: messenger RNA, 1246 nt
Organism: Thrips palmi
Lineage: Eukaryota; Metazoa; Arthropoda; Insecta; Thysanoptera; Thripidae
Gene: sigmar
Product: tumor necrosis factor alpha-induced protein 8-like protein
Exons: 6
Coding region: 502-1071 (189 amino acids)
Biological process (GO): regulation of apoptotic process
Cellular component (GO): cytoplasm
Source: RefSeq, a predicted model, not a curated record
GCGGCAAGCAGCCAACCAGUCGCAGCCGAGCCGCCGUGCCGCGCGGUCGUCGUCGACAAGAGCCCCAGGCAGCACGCGCGUCCGCGACCGGCCCCUCCGGGGGAAGUACCUUGCUCACCGCCGGCGAGUGGGUAUCAGCCAGUGUGCCGGAAUAGACCAGUGCAAGUGUGACUCUUGUGUUCGGCUUCGGCUCUCCCUGACGGCGUCCUGGUCGUUGUCGUCCUCUGCCCGACGCUCUCGACGUACUCGUCGUUCUCGCCACUCCGUGCCGCCAGACGGGCGUCCUCGGCCAGCGUCUGCCCGGCCGGCGCCAUGGCAUCCGCCUUGCUGUCGACCAUCAUGGAGGUGGAGAGCUGGCUGCUGUACUCCUGGGUAGCCCCCGAGUGUUCCUUUUAGAUUAGCCUGUGAGUCCCUCGCCACCGUCAGCUGGAACCCCCAGGCGUUGAACACGGACCGUACACGCGUUUCUUUCAGAUUAGUUGGGCAGCCUACAGUCCAGUCAUGGCGGAGGGCGGCGGCUUCCGGGCGCGCGACAUCGGGCUGCGCGCGCAGAAGAAGAUCCUGAGCCGCAUGGCGUCCAAGAACGUCGCCAGGGUCUUCAUCGACGACACCACGUCCAGCCUGCUGGACAACCUGUACCGCCUCGCCAAGAGCUAUUCCAACAACAAGAAGGAGGCCGAGAAGGUGGUCAAGAACAUCAUCAAGGUGGUCAUCAAGCUGGGCGUGCUGUACCGCAACGGCCAGUUCGGCCCCGAGGAGAUGAAGCUCGCAGAGAGAUUCAAGAGUCGCUUCCACGCCGCGGCCAUGGCGACCGUCAGCUUCCACGAGGUGGAGUUCAGCUACGACGUGCACUACCUGCUGGCCGCGCUGCACGACUCGCGCGCCGUGCUGCAGCAGCUCGUGUCCAGCCACCUCACGGACAAGAGCCUCACCAGGAUCGACCACGUCUUCGGCUUCUUCGCCAACCAGCAGUUCCUGGACGCCGUGUUCCGCCGCGACAGCGUGCACCGGGAGCACCUGUCCAGGCUGGUGCACGACAUGAACAAGGCCAUGGAGGAGGGCAGCAUGUGAGCGCUCAGCGCGGCGGCGGCGUGGGGUAUCGACGCCCCGCGCUGCGAGUAGCGCCGCCGCGCGGGGUAUCUGCAGGCUGCAGGACAAGCAGCGUCGUUCCAAAGAGUUUCAUUCGUGGCGCCUUCAUUCAGGGCACACUUUUAUUGUACGUAUCGUUUAGCCUGUAAAAAAAAAA